Molecule: messenger RNA, 237 nt
Organism: Penicillium taxi
Lineage: Eukaryota; Fungi; Ascomycota; Eurotiomycetes; Eurotiales; Aspergillaceae
Exons: 1
Coding region: 1-237 (78 amino acids)
Biological process (GO): DNA-templated transcription initiation; regulation of DNA-templated transcription
Molecular function (GO): sigma factor activity; DNA binding
Source: RefSeq, a predicted model, not a curated record
AUGAAGACAGACCUUGCUAUUCGCGCUCAGGUGGUAAGCCUUAAAGCUUUUACCGAGCUUACUUCUUCUGAAAUUGCUACUAUGACUGGUUUAUCAAAGUCUAGUGUUAAUUCAAUCUAUGCGCGUGCGAAAGAACGUGGCUUUGAUCAUAAUCUUGAUUGCGCUAUCUAUGAUCGCUAUGUUGAAGAUGCUCCACGAUCUGGCCGUCCACAGAAGCAGGAAGCGAGAAGCGAUUGA